UUGUUUCCUCCUCCUCCACAACGAUGUAUGUCGUACGCGAGUGAGUCGCGUGUUCCUUUAGUCGCAGAACGGAUGCCGCGCGGUUCACGACGCCCCCAACUUUUGAUAGAUUGUACUGCCAUGUGUGUGCCAUGAGCGACACCUGUUGAUUAUUCUCGAAAGGGUGUGUCCGGAGGAGAAAGUCAAAAUAGCGGCCUAUCCGACACCUAUGGUGUCGUUCCCGUUCGCGGGCUUCGACUACCGAUUCCCUUAUGGCACUCUACCCUUACCUGCCGACAGUUCAGCAAGCGCUCCAGGGGCGGACCGUGCAGAUGACCUGUCCAGGACAUCGUCCACACUACCGCCAUCCUCUUCGUCGACGGCACCGUCGACGACACGUGCUUCGACGUCGGACGCGCACGUGAAGCGUCCCAUGAACGCGUUCAUGGUGUGGUCGCGCGCUCAGCGUCGAAAGAUCGCUCUGGAGAAUCCCAAGAUGCAUAACUCGGAGAUCUCCAAACGUUUGGGCAGCGAGUGGAAGCACUUGUCUGAAGGGGAGAAGCGGCCCUUCAUCGAAGAGGCCAAGAGGCUGAGGGCGUUGCACAUGAAGGAACAUCCGGACUACAAGUACAAGCCCCGCCGAAAGCCUAAAAGCGUUUUGAAGAAGGACCCUCGCUUCCCCUUCGCCUUGCCAUACCUGCCCCCGCCCACAGACUACCUGGGACUCGCUGGACUUCCCAGGUCCCUGUUCCCAAGGGUAGCCAUCCCGUUCCCUCAGCACCCUCAUCUUCCCCCACGACCUCCUAAUCCGGGGAUAUCUCCAGACGAGAAGACAGAACCUGAAGAGCGGAAGACCUCUUGUUCGCCUCCUGGUUCGACGGAGUCGCCUUUCAAGGCGUUUGUGCCAACGUCUACGUUGCCAUACCCGUCUCCUUAUUCGUCCGGUUUGUCGUACCUGAUGCCCUGCGGGUGCGGUUCGGCGUAUUCGGCGGAUCCCAACUGUCGACACGGUUCGCCCUUCCUGCUCAGUCCUUUUCUCAAGUCGAUGGAAGGGCCGACGUCUCUUCAGGCGGCCGAAGAGCAUCCCGCCACUGCUCACUUGUUUGGACUCUAUUCUUCACUGGCGAGACCGAAGCCCCAGGAUGCGAGGCUCGAGGUGUAACAGCAGCAGGAAGAGUUGUUUGGACGUCUUCUCUAGUCAACGUUAGUCGCGGCUCGCGUGCCCUUUAUUCCUAUUUAUUGGACACUUUUGGCUGCGAUUAGAGGAACUUGUGUAUAAAUACAGACGAUGUGAGUCAACGAAAGCGGAGGAAGUGCUACGUUUACUCUACAAAGUGUCUUCGGAAAUGCAGUGCUGCUAUUUGUUUCUCGGAGCUGUGUAUAUAUAUACAGUCGAGACAAGACCAGCGGUUGAAGCCGCCACUUGGCCGGAAGUUGGUCUGUUCGAUUUGGCUUCACUCGCUGCCCUAUAUAGUCUGGAAAGUUCUGCGAUGGUACCGUGCAGUGUCAGCUGACAGUUCAAGGGCAGCUGCGACAGUAGCUAUUCGAGGUCGUUUCGAAAAUGAAUACGCGAUGUCCUCUUUAUGCUCGCGCUCUUGGAUUUCAUUUCCAACUGAUUGACUUUCCUUUAAUAUAUCUUUGCAAAAAUUUGAGAGCGACCGUAGCGUCUUUUUCCUUCUUUUUUUCGCCACCGACGAGACAUCGCAUUAUCGUACGUUGAACGUAUAUAGUUGCAGACUCGCUGCACCUCCCACCCAAUAAUUGCAGACCUCCCGUGAACUCGGCCAGAACUACAUACGUGCACAGUUUUACAAAAAGAAACAAAGUGCACAGGGCGUGCAUAUCACGAUGGAAAAGAUGAUGCAAAAUCGCAGCACUGCUUCAACUGGGACAGUGAGUGCAGCCAAAUCGAAGAGGUUUAUAAUAUCGUGCAAACCACGACCUACUGUAGAUAAAGACCUCUACAUACGUACCCACGGUAUAGAGCUGCAUGGAUUGAAGGGUAAUUAUGACGGUGACCGCUAGAGGCGUUACUGUCCGUCAUUUCACUGGGGAGAAGAAACGUCGUGUAGAGUAGCAUCAUCAUGGAUACGUCAGCGGGGGGAGGAGGGGGUGUAACGUUGGGUAGACGGUUGACGCUGUUUCGGUUAGCAUGUCAUGUGAUGGCAAAUAGACGCAGAGUAGCGCCAAAUCCUUGGCGAAGCGGCAAUCUAUAUAUAUGCCGAUGGUGGCGGGGGGGGGGGGGGUUGCACGUGUCUCCAUCUACAGUAGGUCGUAGUGCAAAAGGGGGCUGACCUUCAAAUUCUCGCACAUUUUAGUGAACAUUUUAGUUUAGGUAAUAAAAAAUAAAGCAAGUUGAGCCACAGACAGGAAGUUUCUGCACAACCAAGCGGAAUUAGCGCUUUCUAUACACAGGUAGAGGAACAACAAUCUGUAGCUGCUCUGUGAUGUCAAGCAGUGUGGUGGAAACGAAGGCUUCCCGUGCCGCGUUAUAUAUUUCAGUUACAAUGUUGCGUUUUUAGGUUUGCUUUAAAAUAAUUUCGCUUUUACCGGGUGAAUUGAGUUGACGUCUUAAAGAACAGUAACCACCGAGUUUUGAGAAAGAAUGAGGAUUUUGCUGCAACGUCAUCUUGUGGCGCGUGUGAUGGUUAAGAUGGCUAAGGUCAAAGCAAAGAUGAUAAAAAACAAAAGCGCACGUGGGCGCAGGGGAGUGCUGUGUUCGCUAGCAGAUUUGCCGCGGUGAUAUCGCACAGGAUCCUCACCCUCAUCGCAUUCUGCUUCAUUGAUUAUUUUCCAGUUUUCGUACUGCGUGAAUAUUACUAAUAUAUCCGUAAUUGUCAUACUUUCAACGUUAAUCAUCUCCUAAAUAACCUAUAUGGCAACGAACGAGACACCAAAACCGAACUUCGUGGGACCUAUGCCCGCCAGAGGGAUGACGUCAUUGGUUAAACUCUCUACAGCGCCCAAUCUCAUUUCAACUUAUGCACAGUUCCAAUAGGGAGUGUUGCGUAUGUCAAUUUCUCUGUCGUUCUGUGCGUUUUGUGGGUCCCUCCUGCUAUGUACCCGUGUGCUGGGUACCGCUCCCAUUUAGGUUGCGUUCACACGCGGCAACUUUCCACUAAUCCACGCAAACUGGACACUUAGUGAUAAUCUGUCGAGUUGGUCCAACGACCAAUCACCGGCGACGACGGCACGUGACGCCUCGUUUCCGUUUCCUGCUUUCAAAGUGCGGUAUAGGUUUGUUUCUACAUACGUCCUCAAACAGUUUAAAAACGGGCUUGAAAUGACGAACCACUAUAUGAAGAACGAACAUGACAAAGUAAUUCAAAGUAAUUCCAGGAGGCAGGUCCAGAUUGGUCACAGAUGGGAACGACAUGUUGGUCCUCGUGCGGAGUUUGAAGGUCGGAUCUCUAUCACUUCGGGGUGUUACUUUGACUGCAGUGUAUAGUGGGACGUAAGUGGAAUAAAAUGCUGUCGAAACGUUUUCUCCGUA
Messenger RNA from Ornithodoros turicata, 3472 nucleotides. RefSeq names its product transcription factor SOX-14-like. Gene Ontology annotation, molecular function: RNA polymerase II cis-regulatory region sequence-specific DNA binding; DNA-binding transcription factor activity, RNA polymerase II-specific. The transcript is spliced from 2 exons. The record is from RefSeq and is a predicted model, not a curated record. The coding region runs from base 209 to 1141 and encodes 310 amino acids. NCBI's taxonomy places the organism in Eukaryota, Metazoa, Arthropoda, Arachnida, Ixodida, Argasidae. Gene Ontology annotation, biological process: regulation of DNA-templated transcription; cell differentiation; anatomical structure morphogenesis.